Molecule: messenger RNA, 4385 nt
Organism: Exophiala viscosa
Lineage: Eukaryota; Fungi; Ascomycota; Eurotiomycetes; Chaetothyriales; Herpotrichiellaceae
Product: RNA-directed RNA polymerase
Exons: 2
Coding region: 170-4213 (1347 amino acids)
Biological process (GO): siRNA processing
Cellular component (GO): nuclear RNA-directed RNA polymerase complex
Molecular function (GO): RNA-directed RNA polymerase activity
Source: RefSeq, a predicted model, not a curated record
ACCAGUAGAGCUUCUCUCAUCACUUUUGUUUGCAACAUCGGGAGCUAAAGGUUGUUGUGAGCUGGUGAGGCUGGGGGCCGUAGGACGACUCGUCCAAUGUGAUCCAGUACACAUGAGUUGACAGCGUUCUUGAUCAGUCAAGGCAAUUGCCCGGUUGGCAGCUGGAAUCAUGCCGGAGACUCCUCAGCAUGUUGGAUCCAGAGUCGAUUGGGCUAUCAAUCACCUCAACGCACACUGGGAUUUAGGUCUUCCCAGACUUCAUGGCCACCAAGCUAAAGAACUCGAGAAGGAUCAAGGCUCAUGUGCGACCAAGUGCUUCAGCAGGAUUCGCUACCUGUGCUUUCGAGUUGAAAUAGAGGGCAUUGUGUCAGACUUCAAUGAAAGAGCUCGGCAACUUUGUUCGAAAUGGAAAUGGAAACCCUCACAGGAGAAAGGAACAAUCCCAGUACUUCCUGUGACCAAGAGCUUCCUUGCGAGAGACAUACAGGAGAAACGAAAUGUAUCUCCUAUCAGACUCACCACACGUCAGCGUGCGGACUUGCUAGAGCUGCUGUUUGGAAUCUUGAACGAGCAAUUCGAACUUGCGCGACUGAGCGAAUCGUUCUCACACGAGCGUCCAUCCAGCACAAGCUUUAAUACCGCACCCACAACACCCCAGAAGAGCGGCGUGUCGCGCGACCAUGAACAAAUUGUCACUCCCACCCGUCAGAAUCUGCGAACGGUCGAACCUCCGAUGGGAAAUGAUGAACCCCAAUUAAAGAAUCCGAUGACGGGAUCUGCAAAGCGAUCCAUAGCGUCGCCCACCAGCAGAAACAAACGACAGCAAACAUUCCGCGAGUUCCCGGGGUUUCAAUCCGCGAGCUCCGCUGAUAUUGCACCCUUCUUGUCGAGCAGGCUCACACUCCCCCAUGAAGCAACCAGCUUCGACACUGUACACACGGCCGGCGCAUCUUCGGUUUUCACAAGUGCCGACGUUGAAGAUGACGUCUUCAGCUCAACUGAUACCUCCAUGCUGAGCGUUCGAGAUUGGACACAAAAGACAGAGCAAUAUGACGGUCCGUCAACGCAAGACUAUCAUGAGACAAUAGCAAACGGAGAUGAGGAGAUGAGGAGAUCCUUUGGUGCGAGUCACGCAGUACCCGUCUCGACGGAUUUGAUUCACGAGGCCCUGGAAAAGACUUUCAAACGAAGAGCACAAUUGCCAGCAGAGACUCCUUUCUGGUUGUGCUGGGAAAUCUGUCGUCUUGCUGAUAUUCUUGGAAGGCGACAAAUUGACUUGUACAGAUCCAUUGGAAAGUCCAGUACCUCCAAAGAGCAGACCUUCGAAAAUUUCUGGGCCGCUGCCAAACAGCUGUGCCGCGACCAGUCUCAACCACUCCCUCAAAAGUCAGAGAUACCCAAAUGGAUGAACGACAAGAACGAAUAUGAAGACAGUGUCUCCAACAAGGCGGUCUAUCUUACAGCAAAUCUGGAAUGGGCUGAGAGUCUUUCGGAUGGUCUGUUUACAAUGCGACCGAAUGAGAUCCGCUUGGAGAAGUCUUGCCGUCUCUAUCGAAAAUAUGGAGCUGACCGUUUCUUGGUUGUCUUUGCACCUUUAUUCUCAAAGCACUCCUACCCAAAGAAACUCCGUGAGGCGCACAACGAUGAACAUGCCUUACGCCAGAAGAUCACAGGCUUCCUCACUCGAGGUCGCCACUUCAUUGCAGGACGAUACUGGAGAGUCUUCUACGUUGAACCAGAGAAGAACAAGAAUCGGAAGAAGGACCAGUCCCCUCGUCAGAAGUUUUUCAUGUUCGCCGAGUCUGGCUACGAUAUGUUGUCAACAGGACCCCAGGAUUUUGACCUUGCGUCGCUCAAAGUUAGUGGCCGACACCAGACAUUCGCGUUGGAUGACGUCGCUCAAUGGCACAUGCCAUUUGCUGCAAACAUAAAUUCCACCGACUUGAAGUUGUUCUCAAGAUGGGGCAUUGGCUUGUCGAGGACGAUACCAACCACUGUUCUUCGACAGCAUGAGUUCCUGCUGUGCCCCGAUCCCGCGGAGGGCGAGGUCAUGGACGAUGGCUGCGCACUCAUGUCGCUGCCAUUGGCAAGAGCCAUAUGGCAGGCUUGCGGCGCUCCAGGAGAUUCGUUACCCAGUGCGGUACAAGGCCGGAUAUCGGGUGCCAAAGGGCUAUGGAUCGUCGACUAUGCAUGGGAGAAUCGAUAUCCCGACAUCAGUGAUCGAGGUUACUGGAUCGAAGUCUCCGAUACUCAACUCAAGAUAAAUCCACAUCCUCGUGAUCGCCAUGAUGCCGACGAUUAUCUGAGAACUUUCGAAGUUCUCAAGUUUGCCGGAAAGUGCAAACCCGGUCAUCUCAAUAUGCAAUUGAUCACUAUUCUCGAGGACAAUGGUGUUCCACGAACUGUACUGGCGGAAGCACUCAGAACAGACACCCGGGCAUAUUCGGAAUCUGUGAGAACUGCAAUACAGGAUCCAACAGCGCUUUUACGCUGGAUAGGAGAGAAUGGUCUGUUUUGCCCUUCAGACGGACAGAAGAUCCUGGGAUCAUUUCCAGUCGAACGACGACAGCAAUUGCGACUCCUUCUCGAAUCUGGGUUUGACCCUGCAAACUGUGCAAGGAUCAUCAGAUGCAUGAGACACUCUCUGCGUGACUAUAUGCUUGAUUACACUGAGAGACUCUGGAUCACCCUUCCACAUUCUACGUCUGUCUUUUGCAUACCUGAUCCCUUAGGUGUGCUGAAGGAGGAUGAGGUCUGCUUCAACGCGAGCGAAGCGAUAACAGAUCCCAGGACUGGGCUAAGUGAGUUUAUGCUUGCAGAUGCCGAUGUCCUAGUUGCACGAGUGCCCGCCUACCUGUCUUCUGACAUCCAGAAACGUAAAGCGGUGUACAGAUAUGAGCUUCGGCACUACAAAAACGUCAUCAUUUUCCCUACACGAGGUGACAAGCCACUUGCUUCGAUGCUGUCUGGUGGCGAUUAUGAUGGUGACACUUGCUGGGUUUGCUGGGAUCUUGAGAUCGUUGUGUCUUUCAAAAAUCAUGAGGUACCGCCAUUGCCUAAGCCAGACCAGUGUGGAAUGUCGCAACAUUCAAGGCCAAUAUCGGAUAUGUUCAAGUCAGACUCUCCCUCGAGGGAUGCUAUGGACGACUUCCUUGCGGCGUCUGUCGAUUUCAACGCGCGGCCUAACCUGCUGGGUUCAUGUUCGACAGAGCACGAGAGACUGAUAUACUCGCUUUGUCAAAAGAAUAAGGUCGCAAAGUUGUCUGACCCAAAAGCGGUAAAAUUGGCGGCCUUAGCUGGUUACUUGGUCGACUGCAACAAGCAGGGGUGGAGUCUCGACGAGGAUGCCUGGCAUAAAGUACGUAAGUACUCAAGUGGGCCCCGACAGCUGCCCGAGCCUGCAUACAAGUCCGGUGUCCCCCCAAGAACAAAAGCUGGAGUUUACGCCAAUGUCAUCGAUGAGCUGAAGUUCAGAGUUGCCGAAGAAGAGAAGAAUCGAGUUUUGGCGGACUUCGAAAUGCGCACCAAGGAUAUGGGUACCUAUGAUGAAGUGCUAAGUCGAUAUUGGAAAACUGCGUGGCGUCCGUUGGAAAAGAAAGACGAUGUCAAUACCAAGGUGGAGAAAGAGACCGGCCCAACAAAAGCGGGUUCUGGGAAGCUGCGUGGCGGUGUGCAGCAACCUGGAGAGCGCAGUCUUCUUGGAUUAAAAGAGAUUUUGGAAGGUCUUUUGCACGAUGUGAAGGCUGUUCAACAGUUGGUGAGGGACCUCGGCUUCGAGCGAUUCGACUCUUCACCAGAUGAGUCGAAGGAUCUACGCAAUUACAAUGCCGCAGUGCAGAAAGUCUACGAGCAGUAUCAAGCCAUCGUACCCAGAGACGUCGACCACGACCUUCGGCGCCGGUAUGAGGAGGAAACCGACUACCCUUUUCCUCACUGGUCCCUCCUACGUGCAUCCUGCCUCCAUCGGCAUGUAUGCAGUAAAGGGGGGUUCCCAGGAUGGGUCUGGCAUGUGGCAGGCCGAGAAUUAUGCUACCUCAAGACGUUCUACCACCCAGGCCAACCCAGCCACGUCACGAAAGAGAUACAUGACUGCUUGAAGGUCAACACGAAAUAUGUCAAAAGUCUAUUGGAGAGAAAGGCCAUGGAUGUCGAUGAACUUGAUGGAGACGACAUUAUUGGCGAUGAGAUGAUGGGAAGAAGUGGCUUGGAUUGAGUGAAGAUGAUGAUACCCCUGUACGACUAUGUUAUUGAACCAGCCUUUUCUUUCAUCUUUCGGAAUAUGUUGGACUAUUGAAUUUCUGGACAGGACUGGAUAUGGUAUGGCAUGAGAAAGGGCCUAUGCGCUGAAUCGGACUUUUCCCUUGACUUACAGUCUCUCUUCCCCC